CUUAAUAUUUCUUCCUAAAAGCUAAUGAACACUAAAUUAGAGAAACUUUUCUAUGAAGAGCGAAAAAUCAAACUUGUUUGAGAGGGAUUUGUCGUUUGGGAGGAUUUGUGAAGAACAAUCUGGCAACACGGAAAGAACUUCAACACGGAAGUGCGGUUCUGCUUCUGAACCUGAACCGAGAACCGAGAAGAAGCUUCAAGAAUUGCUCUAAAGCGCGGUUAGAAACCCGGAUCCUGUUGCUCUGUGCGGGUUUUUUUUUUUGGGGUGGUGAAGAUCUCCAGAGGUGGGUUCGGGUGAUGUUGAGGGUUUAAACCGGUGAUGUGUGGGAGAAGGUUGAAGGUUCAGGACUUGUAGGACAUCAUUACGUGUCCUAAGCAACGCUGACAUGUCGGGUAACACAGCUGAGGUAUUCCCGUCAUCUUCAUCUUCAUCACCAUGAUCAUGAUGUUUGUGUAGGUGCACAGAUCAGUAUUGUUCAUCCAGUCUGAUAUUGACCGAGUAAAAGAGGCAGCAUGUUUCAAAAGACGUCUCUGACCACCAUCAUCGUGGGGGUCUUCACGGUCUACGUGCUGCACACGUGCUGGGUGAUGUACGGCAUCGUCUACACCAAACCAUGUGACAAUCCAGGAAGUGACACCUGCAUUAGUCCUUUCCUUGCAGGGAAACCUCGCCUGCAGAUAAGCAUCUACACGGCUCUCCGCUCCAACGCUGAAGGUGGACACACGCUCAUCCACAGGGAGGAGGAUUUUGAUGUGCACACCAAAUUUGAGAGGCUAAUAAACGUCUCCCUGCCGAAGAAGACGCGGAACAAUGGGACGCUCUACGGCAUGGUGUUUGUCCAUCAGGCGGGGACGUCACCCUGGCAGGACCCACGCCAAGUGCAUCUGGUUACGCAGCUCACCACGUACAUGCUGCCCAAACCCCCGGAGGUCAGCCUGAUCACCGGCCAGGAGCUGCCUCGGGUACGAAGGCAGCAGGAGCAGAGAACAACAGGGGGCGAUGGAGAGGUGGACCGGCCCGUGUCUCACUGGCGCUCCCGUCUCACGCUGAACAUCGUGGCGGAGAACUUCCUGUUUGACCGAGAGGCCAUACCGAGUGACGUGCACCGCUAUAUGAGAGUGUAUCAGAGUGGGAAGAAGUUUGUGUACCUCCCUCUGCUGUUUAUAGAUGAGCUGAGUAACCGAGUGAAAGAUUUAGUGGAGAUCAACAGCAGCACCACUGAGCUGCCUCUGACUAUUUCAUAUGACACCAUCACUCUGGGAAAGCUACGCUUCUGGAUCCACAUGCAGGACGCCGUGUACUCGCUGCAGCAGUUCGGCUUCACUGAAAAGGAUGCAGAUGAAAUCAAGGGCAUAUUUGUAGACACUAAUCUCUACUUCCUCGCCCUGACCUUCUUCGUCGCUGCUUUUCAUCUCCUAUUUGACUUCCUGGCGUUUAAAAACGAUAUCAGCUUUUGGAAACAGAAGAAGAGCAUGGUGGGAAUGUCCAGCAAAGCAGUGCUGUGGCGGUGUUUCAGCACACUUGUGAUUUUUCUUUACCUCCUUGAUGAACAGACGAGUCUGCUGGUCCUCAUCCCUGCUGGAAUAGGAUCUCUUAUUGAGGUGUGGAAAGUGAAAAAAGCAUUCAAAAUCUACAUUUUCUGGAAGGGCUUUACUCCAACUUUCAUGUUCGGCAAAUCUGACGAAUCCGAGAGGAGGACGGAGGAAUAUGACAGUUUGGCGAUGAAAUAUCUGUCCUACCUGCUGUAUCCACUGUGUCUAGGUGGAGCCAUUUAUGCACUGGUAUUUGUGAAGUAUAAAAGUUGGUACUCCUGGCUGAUCAACAGUUUAGUUAAUGGAGUAUAUGCUUUUGGAUUCCUCUUCAUGCUACCUCAGCUGUUUGUGAACUACAAGUUAAAAUCUGUGGCUCAUCUGCCCUGGAAGGCCUUCAUGUACAAGGCUUUCAACACGUUUAUCGACGACGUCUUUGCCUUUAUAAUCACCAUGCCCACGUCUCAUCGCCUGGCCUGCUUCAGGGACGACGCCGUGUUUAUUAUUUACCUGUAUCAGAGAUGGCUGUAUCCUGUAGACAAGACCCGAGUGAACGAGUACGGCGUGUCUUAUGACGAGGAACCGAAAGGAAAACCGCACAAAGAGUAACCGGACCAAGACAUCCUGCGGGGGAAACGUCCACGCGGACAUUACGGGGGACACCGACGAGGACAUGGAGACGCACUUCGGUUAACACACUGGGUGAUCUACAAUUCUCCGUUGGAGUUUCGGACUUUUGUCUCUUACAUGUUUUUAGUGUUCGUGUCCUCAUCCUGACAUGAAAAUGGACCAUUCCAGGUGCAGGGGUGAUUAUUAAAUGAGGCCAGUUGAUGUUAAUGAGCUACCAAAGCGAGGGGCAGGUGGUUUGGUGCUGUAUUUUGCUCCUUAACACCUGCACCUCUUCAAAUCCGAGCUCAUUAUUAAAACAUCUGCCCGUUGUUCCUCGCGCAUCCCGCUUGUGCCCCGAGCGUCAUUCAUUCAAUUUGACCAAAUUCAUCAUUUGAGGAAAAAGAAGCUCAGAUGAACUGAAGGCAGAUGGACGAGAACUUACAUUAAAUAGUGUUUGAAAAAAAAAAAAAGUCACAUUCGUGCCAAAUGAACAGAAGGUUCAGGAGUUUAGUUGAAAGUGGUUGAUGCGAUCGUGAUGUCUCUGUGUACGCUGUGAGAAUGAGCUGUGUGUGUGUUUGUCUUCUAUAAUCCACUAAAGUGUUUAAAGGGCCUCGAUUCGUCAUUUAUUCCUCGAAUCCGUGCGACGGUUCACGAGGAAUUUAAUUUUAUCCGCUUACGAUGCCAACCAUUAGAAUUUUUUGCCACAAUAAUUUUUUUUUCUGAUUGAACCCCUCCCCCCCACCCAAACCCAUUCCUCAUGUCAUGGUUCUUAUUACAAUAACGGUGCCGCAUGAGCAAACACGUAUAUGCAAUUUAUGUUUUCAUUUUCGAUUUUCUAUCCUUCUUAUGCUUCAGCUAAAUAAAUCCAAUCCUCCAUGAA
This is a messenger RNA of Silurus meridionalis, 3018 nucleotides long. RefSeq names its product CLPTM1 like (gene clptm1l). Lineage: Eukaryota; Metazoa; Chordata; Actinopteri; Siluriformes; Siluridae. The record is from RefSeq and is a predicted model, not a curated record. Bases 513 to 2138 code for a protein of 541 amino acids. Gene Ontology annotation, cellular component: endomembrane system; membrane. The transcript is spliced from 17 exons.